Molecule: messenger RNA, 1036 nt
Organism: Nanorana parkeri
Lineage: Eukaryota; Metazoa; Chordata; Amphibia; Anura; Dicroglossidae
Gene: SNN
Product: stannin
Exons: 1
Coding region: 50-313 (87 amino acids)
Cellular component (GO): mitochondrial outer membrane
Source: RefSeq, a predicted model, not a curated record
GCUAAGACUGAAUCCAAACUAUCUGAGCUAUUGAACACCUGUGUCAGCCAUGUCAAUUAUGGACCAUGACCCCACCACAGGGGUGGUCACAGUAAUCGUCAUCCUUAUUGCCAUUGCAGCCCUUGGUGCCUUAAUUCUGGGUUGCUGGUGUUACCUUCACCUGCAGAAGUUCAGCCAAUCAGAGGAUGAGGAGAGUAUUGUCGGGGAAGGAGAGACCAAAGAGCCAUUUCUCUUGGUUCAGUAUUCCGCCAAAGGAACUUGUGUGGAGAAGAAAACAAAGCUAACGCCUAAUGGCACUGAGUCGCAUAGCUGAGUCCUCUACCUAUGAUGACCCAAGAAAGCAGAACUAUUACUGUGAAAAUAAACCCCUGUCCUGGUCGGAAGGUGAAUUCCCUCCUAGGCAGACAGUCUACAGCUGACCACAUUGCAUGCAUGCAGUACUCUCUUUCAGCCCUCUGUUUUCAUAUCAUGUGUUACUUGAAUGUGCUUCAUCCUGCUUCAGUGGACGUCUUCCCUGGAAUGUGAACUCCCCGUCCCGUGAUCAGUGUAAUUGGAUUUUUAUGCAUCCUUUUUAAUGUGUCUUUAAUUUCCUGGAGCAGAUUGUUUUAGGGAUUGGAUCUUCAUCAAGAUCUCUUUCCAGUAGCAGUGCUUUAACACUACGUACCUACUACAUUAUCAUUUCCCUUUUCCUUUAGAAUUGGAAAGAAGAGCAGCGUGAUGCAUGGGUUUGUUGAAUUAGCUUUAAGCUUUAUAACUGCGGUGACACUGCCAGCUCUGGUGACUCGCCCUGCAGAGUUGGUGAUCGGUAACUUGCCUUAUAACUUAAAGUGUACCAGGAGGCUCUCAGCAAGGAGGUGGCAGAAGAGCAGUUAUGCAGAUAUAUUUUCUAAUGCGGAAAUGAAACUUUUUAGAUUUUUCACUACAACGUGUACAUUUGUAUGUCUUUUUCAUUGUCUUACCAAGUUCUCCUGUGUGUGUAUAUGUAAUGUGGUAGUAUGGAAUAUUUUUCCUACUACUUAAGAUUGAUAGGGUGAGG